UUUAUGCUUCAUUGUGAAAACUGAAAGUUGGAGGAAAGAUGAAGUUGAGAAACGUUCACUGUAUUUUGUUGACAUCCGUCAGUUUUUUCUCACUUUUUACCUGCUUGCAUGGUGAAGAAUGUAGGACAAGGAUGUAUCCUCCUAAAGGACCAACAUUUAAAAGUAAUGUUACCUGGUACACACUGAACCUGGACUUACCCCCUAACCAGAGAUGGACUCAUGUGAUAAAGGAGAAAAAAGCUGAAUUGACGGCAAUGAUACAGGCAAUAAAAGAUUUAUCCAGUGGCUUUUUCCAUGGAAAAUUAAUUCACUUGGUAGAUAAGGAGUUGCCUUUGAUCGUGGACAUGCUCCCAUAUCCUUUUAAUGAGGAAAUUAAGGGAAUCGCUUCUGCCUCUGAUGUCCCUUUAGGGGAAGUCAUGCUUUUUAAUAUCUUCUAUGAAGUUUUCACAGUGUGCACAUCAGUGGUGGCUGAGGACUUAAACGGAAAUGUAUACCAUGCUCGAAAUUUGGACUUUGGAUUGUUCAUGGGUUGGGACCAAAAAACCCAGACUUGGACUCUUACUGAGAAGCUCAAGCCACUUGUGGUGAAUGUUGACUUGAAGCGAAACAACAGGACGGUUUUCCGGUCAACCAGUUUUGCAGGAUAUGUAGGAAUGCUCACUGGCAUUAGACCUAAAGAAUUCACUCUAACGAUGAAUGAACGUUUCGAUGUUGAUGGAGGAUACAUAGGGAUCCUGGAAUGGAUACUUGGCAAGAGAGAUGGAAUGUGGAUGAGCUUCCUCACACGCAAGGUCCUUGAAAAUGCAACCAGUUACGAGGACGCCAAAAACCAGCUUGCUCUGACCAAGUUACUUGCACCAGCGUAUUUUAUCCUGGGUGGAAACCAGACAGGCCAGGGUUGUGUGAUAACCAGAACCAGAAUCAUCACACUGGAUGUCUGGGAGAUUAAUAUGAAACUUGGGAGAUGGUACGUGCUUGAAACAAACUACGACCACUGGGAAAAGCCUUUCUUUUUGGAUGAUCGCCGGACACCAGCUAUGAAAUGCAUGAAUGAAACCACACAAGCAAAAAUUACUUUGCUGACUUUAUAUGAUGUACUUUCAACAAAACCAGUUCUAAAUAAGCUAACCACCUAUACUGCACUAAUGGAAGUAUCGACUGGGAGACUCGAAUCUUACAUCAGAGAAUGUCCAAGUCCAUGUACCCCCUGGUAACUGACUCAGGACUGAACAUACUGAUGAAGCUGAUAUAGUGUGUCUAUGUAAGCUGUUUUUUUAAACCUCUCAACUGCUGAAAUAUUACAUUAAUAUGUAAUUUUUAUGGCUGUCCACAUGACGUGGAUGGCCAUAGUUUACUAGCUCGGAGAUAACCUCUUUAAUGUUCUAACAAAAGUGUAAAUAUUAUAUGUUGUUCCCAAACGGUAGGGGAAAAACACCUCUGACUGUAGUAUCGUUAGUAAUUUAUAAUUUCUGUAAUGUUUGAUUAACAUUUUUUUUGUGUGUGUGUUUGUUUCCAAAUAAAAGUUUUUUAUUUUUGUU
Molecule: messenger RNA, 1538 nt
Organism: Neoarius graeffei (lesser salmon catfish)
Lineage: Eukaryota; Metazoa; Chordata; Actinopteri; Siluriformes; Ariidae
Gene: asah1a
Product: N-acylsphingosine amidohydrolase (acid ceramidase) 1a
Exons: 14
Coding region: 39-1214 (391 amino acids)
Biological process (GO): fatty acid metabolic process
Cellular component (GO): lysosome
Molecular function (GO): N-acylsphingosine amidohydrolase activity; fatty acid amide hydrolase activity
Source: RefSeq, a predicted model, not a curated record